AAUUAAAAUCACACCAAGAUUCCAAAAAACCAAUGCAAUGACAUGUGUCUUAUGUUAUGUUAUGUUGUUGAUCUCUUCUCUUUUCAAUCGAGAAAUGAAAAUCCAGAAACCCUAAAUUUCGUAACAUUCCUUAAUCAGCGAUCAAAAUGAUGAAGAAGAAAGUUCCCGAUUGGCUUAACAGUUCUCUCUGGUCAUCACCUACAUCAUCUCCUCCUUCUCCCGCCAUCACCGAAUACACCUCCCCCGUCUUCACUCCAAUUCCACCUCCCCAACCUCCCUCUCCUCCCCCUCUCAUACUUCAAGAUCCUCCCCCUACACAGAUUAUCCAAGAAUCUCAAUCCGAAGAUCCUCAUGACGCACCUCCUUCCGAAUUUGAUAUCUCUCACCAGACUCAAUUGUUGGCUGAGUUGUCGAAGAAGGUGAUGGAUAUGCGAGAAUUGAGGAGGAUUGCUUGUCAAGGUGUGCCUGAUUCCGCUGGAAUACGUUCUACAUUGUGGAAGCUUUUGCUUGGAUAUCUUCCACCAGAUCGAGGGCUUUGGUCAUCUGAAUUAGCUAAGAAGAGGUCACAGUACAAGCAAUUCAAAGAGGAGAUUCUCAUGAAUCCUUCAGAAAUCACAAGGAAGAUGUAUAACUCAACAAUUGGUGAUGCUGAUGAUGCCAAGCGUGACAGGGCUUUGCUCUCUAGAUCAGAAAUCCCUCAUGAUGAGCAUCCUUUGAGUCUUGGGAAGACCAGCGUAUGGAAUCAGUUCUUCCAGGAUACAGAAAUCAUAGAUCAGAUUGACCGAGAUGUAAAGCGCACUCAUCCUGAUAUGCACUUUUUCUCUGGUGAUUCUAAAUUUUCAAAAUCCAACCAGGAGGCUUUAAAGAACAUAUUAAUUAUUUUUGCAAAGCUAAAUCCAGGUGUAAAAUAUGUUCAAGGGAUGAAUGAGUUAUUGGCUCCUCUAUACUAUGUGUUCAAAAAUGACCCAGAUGAAGAAAAUGCAACCUUUGCUGAAGCUGAUGCGUUCUUUUGUUUUGUUGAGCUAUUGAGUGGGUUCCGAGAUAACUUUGUUCAACAACUAGACAAUAGUGUUGUGGGAAUCCGAUCAACUAUUACAAAAUUGUCCCAGCUUUUAAGAAAACAUGAUGAAGAGCUGUGGCGUCAUCUUGAGAUCACUUCCAAAAUCAAUCCCCAAUUCUAUGCAUUUAGGUGGAUCACUCUCCUGUUGACUCAGGAAUUCAAUUUUGCCGACAGCCUUCACAUUUGGGACACUCUUUUAGGUGAUCCAGAGGGUACACAGGAGACGCUUCUCCGGGUAUGUUGUGCAAUGCUAAUUCUCAUUCGCAAGCGCCUCCUAGCAGGUGAUUUCACUUCAAAUCUCAAGUUGCUACAAAAUUACCCCUCGACAAACAUUAGCCACUUGCUCUAUGUUGCCAAUAAGUUUCGUGUACAGUCAGUCUAAUGGUUCUCGCCCCUAAUUUUUUGCAUUUUGCUUUUGUAUCUCUAAUUUAGUGUUUGAAAUCUAAUGCUUGUAAAUGACUCUAAAUUUGAGGCUGCAGCAACUAUUUAUUUGUCUAGUACUAUUUAGUGUUUAUUUAUCUUAUGGUUCCAUCAAUUCGUGCUUGUAAUAUGCCUAUAUUGACCUCUCCUCACUCUUCAAAAAAUAAUAGUUUGUUGGGACUUUAGAUCAAACUAUGAUAUGAAAUUUUUAACUUAUAUUGAA
Trifolium pratense (red clover) is the source of this 1703-nucleotide messenger RNA. RefSeq names its product TBC1 domain family member 13-like. Gene Ontology annotation, molecular function: GTPase activator activity. The record is from RefSeq and is a predicted model, not a curated record. Gene Ontology annotation, biological process: activation of GTPase activity; intracellular protein transport. NCBI's taxonomy places the organism in Eukaryota, Viridiplantae, Streptophyta, Magnoliopsida, Fabales, Fabaceae. The transcript is spliced from 9 exons. Bases 147 to 1442 code for a protein of 431 amino acids.